CAGAGUUUCAGAGCAUGUUCAUGGGAAAAGGAGGACUCCCACAGACAUCGUCAGCCAUGUCCAUCGCCAAGGCCGCAGCUCAUGCCAUGCUCACGGACGCCCUUCUCCCAGAGCAUCCUGGGAUAAACCGUGUGUCCCAUCUGGAGCUGGAGCUUCCUCUGGAUAAGGUCAUCAAGUACGUGUCUGUGGGACUGCCCCUGAUGCUCGUCUGCAUGGCCUUCGCUCGAGAGAUCUCCCUCGGGCCUCAGAUCAGCUGCUUCCCUCCCAGUAACUUCACGAUCAAACAGGCUGCGUAUGUGGACACGUACUGCUGGGACUCCCUCAUGCAUCACGAGUUCGACAGCGACGGAAAUUUUGAAGAGCGCUCGUUGUGGGUGCACAAAAUGUUCCCAUACUCGCUUCUCGCCAUGGCGGUGCUCAUGUACCUGCCCGCGCUCAUCUGGAGGCAGCUGGUGAUGCCCGCUCUGGGGUCAGACCUGCUCUUUAUUAUGGAUGAACUGGACAAGUCGUACAACCGCUCCAUCCGCCUGGCACAGAACAUCCUGGAGCUGCGCCAAAGCACCAAGAACCCGCUCACCUUCCAGGCCGAGCUCGACCGGGCUAAGAAGAAGCGCUACUUCGAAUACCCUCUGCUGGAGCGCUACAUGCGAUGCAAACAGCAGUCCUACUUCUUGGUUAGCAUGUUGUUCCUCCGCGGCUUCCUUUUGCUAACUUUUAUGACGGCAGCGUGUUUGUACCUAGCGUACUUCCACCUGUCCGCCUUCCUACAAGAUGAGUUCAGCUGCUUCGUGCGUACCGGGAUGCUACGAGAUCAAAACUGGAUUCCCGAGCUUGUACAAUGCAAAAUGAUUGGACAGUUGGUCUUCCAGGUGAUUAGCGUAGCCAACGGCGCUAUCUACGUCCUGCUAGCACCAAUCGUCGUGUUUAGCUUGGUUCGCCUGUUCGUUUGGGACACUACUUUUCUGUCGGUCUACCAAGUCCUCCCCGCUUUGGACAUCAUGAAUCAACGGAAACUCGGAUGUGCUUUGAAUGAUUUGAACGUACUUAUGUUGUUUUUGCGCGCUAAUGUGGCCCACCUGAAGUCAUACGGGCAAGUGAGGGCUCUGUGCUCGCUAGCGCCGCCACAGGUUGGGAAUGCAACAGCAGGCCAAGGGAUAAACGCAAUGCUGACCCAAGAGGAGAUGGAGGAGCGGGAGGAAGCAGCGAGGGAGUUAGCAGAAGAGGUGGAGGAGGCUAAAGAGGAGGGCAAAGUGGACCUGGUGGAUAUCAUGACGAUCCUGGGAGCAGCACAGGGGAGAGUGGUGAACUGCAGUGAACAGCGCCCCCUGGUGGAGCAGAAUAUGAGCCUGGAGUCUAAGCACCAGGGUUACCACGAGCUGAAGGAGACCGCCCCCUAUGGUCAUUACUAGGCCUCGUCUGGACUGUGGGGAAUGUGGGGGAUGGACAGUGUUUUUGAAGUACAGGCUGAUGUCCUGAUGUUAUUGGAUUGUAAUGGAAACAGUAAAUUCUCGGUAAGAUUUCGAUGACUUGAAUUAGGUACACUGUGUAACUUUUCUGGUGGGGUCCUGCGUGUCUCCAUGGAGAUGUUAUCGUCUGGAAUGUUGCACGGUAUGAGAUUAAAUCUGUCUAUUGUAUAAGAGGUGUUUUAUUGCUCAAAAUACAAAGAAUAUCAUAUAUUCUCACUGUGAGUUGGGUCACCUCUCCACAGUUGUGACUUGGCCUGUUAUUAUCACCUGUUUGUCUCCAUGGAUAUAGAUAAGAAAUGAAUUAAUGCCAUGAACCUCUUUUCCACUGGCAUGGCUCGCUUAGGGCCUUGGAGUGGGUCUAUUCUAUGUGGCUCCCUCCAGUCGAGUUGUGUUUCCAUGCUCUGGGCAGGGCUCUGCUCCACGAAACGCUGAUGUCACCCAAACAUUACAAAAGUUUUCUUCAUAAAUAAAAUCAAAAUCACAUUUGAAUUAAACUUUAAUCAUAAAGCCGAUUUCAAUGAUUUGUAAAAAGAUAUAGCUGAAGCAAAUGUAAACAUGAAACUACUUCUGGUUUAUCGUCAGCUUUUUCUGCAUUUAUUUCACUUCUCUGUCUCUCCACUGAAUUUUAACCUUUCUUUAUGCAUCUGUGCUUUGUUUUACGGCUCCACAUAUAAAAUUGCAAUAAUUGGAAAUACAGCAUCAAGUCAGUUUUUAGUGAGAGAUUAUUAUGUUGUUUAUAUCUGCUUUUUGUGGUCUUGAGUCUGCGUUCUCUCUUGCCCAAUCAUCUCAUUUCUUGUGUAGCCACGCCUUAAACUAAAGCCGUAUCUUUCUGACCCCAUCUGGGAGCUAGUACUUUCCAGGGUCCAGCGCUUCAGACCCCUCAGACGGGACAGUAUGGUUCACUUUAGACAGUGGAGACACUUAUGACCUGUACCGAUCCAAAUCCAAAAUGAACCAGUGGAAACGAGGCUUUACUGUGGUACAUUUUAGACAAAGCAACAACCUUGAAAUCACCUUCUCUGGAAAGGUUACACAGAGUACUUUUAAAAUAUUUAGGUUUUUAUCUUGAUUUAAAUUUAAAAAAAAAGAAACUAAACUAAACUUUUUUUUUCUUAUUUUGCUUUUAGUAAGAAAAACAUGUAUUGUAUUUUAUGUGUUUUAUCUUACUUAGACAUUUUUUGCAGUGAGAAUUGAUACUUUAAGGGUUUCGAGUGUUUGGAUGUGAAAGUGUUGGUAGAAAGCAAAAGUAAGUGAAGUUGAAAAAGUUUGUCCAGUGCUAAAAAACAAUGCUUGUGCCAAACCUGCAGUGGUACUUUGUGAUGGACUGAUCCUUAAAACGUUUCAUGAAUUAACACAAGAAAUAUCUAUAUCAGAGAAUAGUAAAGAUUAUGGACUAAAUAUGAGAUGUGUUCAAAUGAAACAAAACAACACAAUCCACGUGUGAUUUUGUCAAAGAUACAGCAUCAUAAUUUAAACAACUAUAUUUUUAAAAAGUAGGCAGUUCAAUUUGUUUUAGGAGGGAUAAAAGUAUUUCUUCAAACGUUUACCCAUCAUAAUAGAACAUAAGAGGAAUUUCUGCUGUAAGACUAAACCUUAGACUGUAUAUAUAAAUGGACAAACAGGAAGUGAUCACGGGCGCGCUUCAUGCUCCAUCGACUCUGGCUCCAAUUCACUUUACAUUGAAACUGUGGCCCCUCUCUCUGUAACUGCUGCCCCUUGACUUGAGCCG
Periophthalmus magnuspinnatus is the source of this 3195-nucleotide messenger RNA. RefSeq names its product pannexin 3 (gene panx3). The transcript is spliced from 6 exons. Lineage: Eukaryota; Metazoa; Chordata; Actinopteri; Gobiiformes; Gobiidae. The coding region runs from base 15 to 1409 and encodes 464 amino acids. Gene Ontology annotation, molecular function: channel activity. The record is from RefSeq and is a predicted model, not a curated record. Gene Ontology annotation, biological process: monoatomic cation transport; positive regulation of interleukin-1 production.